AUGGCCGAGCGGUCUAAGGCGCCAGACUCAAGGUUAACCUUGCCUGCCCGCAGCAGGUUUAUGUGUGUUCUGGUCCUCUCUGAGGGCGUCGGCAGUGGCGGUGUGAUGGUGCGGGAGGCCACAGUGCUACUGCUGGCGGUAGCACUGUGCCACGCCGCCACCACACUCGACUCCGAACUCGGCGUCGGCAAGGCGAUCAACAUCUUCAUGAGGUAUGGCUACCUCAGCAUAUGCAUGCGCGUCGUGCCGCGCAACGACACCGAGGGCUGGGUGUUCAGGGAGCCCACGGUGAGCGUGUUCCGCGAAGUGGAGCGGUUCACGCUGAUGCCGAAGCCGCGCCAGCCCAAGACGCUGUUCGACGGCGACUUCCAUAUGGAGUUCUGCGACAACCUCAAGCAACUCCUGCAGGCGUACUUCCGCGACUUCAGUUUCGAGAGGCUGGAGAGGCCUUGGCGCGCCUUCACUGCGGGCUGGCCCACUGACAUAAUGGCGCGGAACCUGGGAAUAAACUCCUCGUUCAUCACCGGGGACCACUGCUACGUCCUAGUCAGGGUGUCCAGGUUCCGCGAAACUGCGAAGCUGAGCGACCUGCCGCCAAACAUCGCGGUCGAGGACGUGGUCUUCGACGCGAUCGAGGAGUCCACCAUAGGCGACACCGUCUCCAUAGCGGACUUCAUACGGAAAUACGGCUCUCAUUACAUUGCGUCGUACAUCACCGGUAACUCCUUGUACCAGGUGUUUGUGUUCUCGCGUGGAGUGUACUCGAAGAUAAAGGAGCGAGUCAAGUCGCAGGGCGUGAAAGACGUACCGCCUACAGAGAUGAAUAACUUCUUCUCGCCGUUCUUUGCCGAGCACGUUGGCGCGGUCAAGGUAUUUGUAUUCUCUAGAACCGCAUACUCCAUGAUCAAAGAAAGAUUAAAAAGCAAAGGAGUAGCUGAUAUAACCGCUAAGGAGCUAGAAGGCUACUUCUCGCCAUGGCAUGCUAAACAUAUAGGCCAGAUUAAGGUGGCCAGCGGCAAUAAAACGGUGGAGAACUGGGCUAUGAAGCGACUUCGAGUCCACUACUACAUUUUCUCCUACCCCAGCCUAUUGAAAUUGCACGGGGAGCCAACAUUGUUGCGGAAUUUGGACACGCUUCUCGGUAAUGAGGCGUUGCUUCAGCUAGAUUUAAAGACUUUAGCGCCCGCUUUCAAGGACGCGAAGAAGAAAAAGUGGUUCGAAGAAGUGAUAGACAAUUAUUUAAAACUAUGGGAGAGUAAUAUG
Molecule: messenger RNA, 1263 nt
Organism: Iphiclides podalirius (scarce swallowtail)
Lineage: Eukaryota; Metazoa; Arthropoda; Insecta; Lepidoptera; Papilionidae
Source: the annotation of a GenBank genome assembly